Mya arenaria is the source of this 2292-nucleotide messenger RNA. RefSeq lists its product as uncharacterized. Bases 1 to 444 code for a protein of 147 amino acids. The transcript is spliced from 5 exons. The record is from RefSeq and is a predicted model, not a curated record. NCBI's taxonomy places the organism in Eukaryota, Metazoa, Mollusca, Bivalvia, Myida, Myidae.
AUGCGUGCCCAGCAGAAGAACUACACGUACAUGUUGUACUAUUACAGCUUAGAGAUGCUAAAGUGGCCAUUCCUGAAGUUUGUCUAUCACGACAGCUCUCAACCUGGAACUGGUGCAUGUGGCAGGAUCAAUGAAAACAUUACAUCUGCGGAAUGUAUACAGACUACAAGUACCUGUGCAAGUGGCAGUGCUUUGAUGUCUUCGUCAACAGAUGAAGUUCCAUGUGUAUUUGCAGAGAAAAUGCAGAGGAAAUCUCGAAAACGAUCAACUGAUGUGGACGAACUGUAUGAGCUGGAAAAGAAGAGAGCUAGAGUAGAACUGCAGUUGGCCGAGAACCGAGUAGCCCAUGAGAAUGAGUUAUUUGAACUGAAAAAAGCAAUACUUGAAAAAAACCUUGAACAAGUGUUUAGCAAUAGUUCUAUCAUACCAUUUAAUGAAUUGUAAACCCUUUAUUUAUUCAAUUUUCUGUAAAAACAAUUGUAAGUCAUUGAAACUGUUAUAGCUAUGUUAUAGUCAUAUAAAAUAAAUUAAAAUCUUAAGUUUUAAGAAUGGAUGUAGUGGACCGACUGAUCGCUCUUAAUCAUUAAGAUUUUUAUUCCAGUCAUAUUACUGACUAAGAAUAUAACCACGUUAUUAGAGACAUUUUAAAAGUAAAAUGACGCAGGAAUUGUGUAGUGGAUGAGUCGGUGGCAGUGUUGUCAGCUUUUAGCAACUGCAAAAGAUUAAUUUUUUAAUAAAUAGGCAUAGAAUUAAUGAUUACCUGUCAUCAGUUUUAUUGGCUGUAAAUGUAGGUUAUGUUCUAAUUUAUCUAAUUAUAGUAUCAAUACACUUAUUUUUACAACUAAAAUUGAAAAGUCUACUGAAUUUGUGAAUAUCAAUUAUUUAAACAAAAUUAUUUGCAAUAUGUCAUUAGUUCUUUGUAUGUAGUUGUGUUCAUAUAUUCGAGAAUUCAUCUUGUAUUACUUUGCUGAACAUGAUGUUCAACACAAAAUAAUGUGAAGAACUUUGUUAUCUAUAGCAUGUGAACAGUGAAAUGAAAAGCUAUAAUAGUGUACACUUUAGAAACAGUUAAACAAGUAGCUAGAAUGGUAUUUCCAUUUAAUUCUUUGAUACUAUUCAGACUUUGCCUUAUGCCUUAGUCCUUUCACAAGCAGCAAAUACAACUUUAACAGUAUCAAUGAUUAUAUUCAAGUUUCAGAGAUGACUACCUUAUCAUGCCUAUCGAAAUAUGUGUAUGGCUACUGUUGUCGUUUGGAUUGUUGGUGGCAAAAUUGCAACCAUUUUAGAUUAAGUUACUUUUUUGUAUUGAAGCUAUUGAAAACAAGAUAUGCAUUUCUUUGAACAGGAUAGUACACCACAUCUCCCUCUGUUGUACUGAACAUGUGUUGUCAAGCAAUGUUAUAUAAACCAUAUGUGGAGCAGUUAUACAUGUCAAGACUGAAUGUCAGAAUUGAUAUUUCUUUUUUGUAUGCCAGGGAAUUAUUAAGUUGUAAAUGCAGUGUUUUCAUGUGAAUUCACUUGUACAGAUUGUCAUUUUUUGUGUAGUCUUGACUGCUCCAUUGAUAUGAUUCUGAAUUAGAGUUUUAUUCUGCAAAGGAUAUUUGUUCAGAUAAGCAAUUAUUAAUUUGAAAUUUUGUUAAGAAAUGUUACCAUGGAGACCAAUCACUGUUUUGCCAUGACUUAAAUUGUGAUUGUUAAAGUAAAAGCUGUCUAUAUUUUAAUGUCAUAUAAUCAAAGAGAAAACAUCCAAAGUAGUGCUAAGCAUCUUCAUGCUUGAAUUCUGACAGUAUUGUGAGAUACUGUGGAAAUCAAUGGCAUUGGAGUAAAUCAAUUAGAUUUUAUUGUUUAUUAUUAGUACCUCAAAACUGAUAUUUUAAUGGUUAUGGGCUCAAACUAUUCAUGUAUAUUGUGCACUUAUGUCAUGUACAUUUUGAGAAACUUGAAGAAAUUGAUGUUUGUGACAAUUGUAAACCCUAUUUCCAUAUGAAUUAGUGCAUGUUAAAUAGCCAUACCGAACUGUCAUUGUCAAGUAUAAGCAUAUACACCAUUAAACAAUACACUCCAAAAAAUACCGAUUCUGAUUCGAAUUAGUUUGAUGUAAAAAUAUGAUAUGCUUAUAUUUGUUCAAAAUAAUUGAGUUAAACGUAGUUAUAUUAUUGUAUCAUCGAUGUUUUAGUAGUGGUUUUUCUCCUGCUAAAUUAAAGUAAAUUUGUAAAUAAUGUUGUUAGACUGUAUUUUCCGUCUUUAAACUUUGAAAAAUAAAUACAAACGCAAGUACAGUUCGAAAUGAAA